AUGUGCACCACCGACGUUUACACCGACGUCUACCCCGACGGCCGGAGGGCCGAGUAUCCUCAGUCCACCUUGUGCGCUGCUUCCCGCAGCGGUCAUCUUUGCCCCAACCCCGUUAUCUACAACCACCCGCCGCGCUCAGUCGGCUACCCUUCACCAGUGCCCAUGUACGCUCCUGCUGGUCCAUCAUACCCAUUUCCCCAGCAGAUGCCGCCCUCUCCUCCCAUGAGCUCACCACGAGGCACUUCUUCGGGCAAUGAGGGAGGUCGCACUCGUCGCGAAUCUUCUUCGAGCGAGAGGAGGCACCGCCAAUCCGGAGUAUACGUAAACGGCCAAAGGGUAUUGGACCUCAACCGCAAGCACCGGUCAUGCAAAGAGCGCAUCGUCAUCGUCGACGCUCCCCCUACCCCGCGCACACCACCCAAGCAGUUCGCUUCGCCUUACACCGCGCCGCCCUCACCCAAUGCCGGCGGCGAGACCUCCCAGUUCCGCUAUAGCCAUGUCCGUCGCGACUCUCUUCGACCUGUCAUCGUCGAUGAGCGCCCGCGAUCCAAGGUCGAGAUUGAGGUUGUCGACAACAAGCACCGCCGCCAUCACUCUUCUGAAUCGCGCAACAGCUACGCCAGCGCCGAUGAUGAAGAGCGCCGCCGCCGCCGCCACCGAGAGCACAAGGAACGCGAGGAGCGCAAACGCCAGGAGGAGGAGGAGCGCCAGCUCCAGAAGCAACUGCGCAUUGCUCAGCAGAACGCCAAGAUUGCCAGCCGCACCGCCGUCCCCGUCCCUCCCGCUCCUCUAAACCGCACUUCUACGGGUUACGGUUCCAGAUACCAGGAGGACUUGGCAGACGCCAUUCGCCGUAUGGGAGUUGCCGACCAUCUCACCUCACGAGCUGAGGAUGAGGAAGAAGCUCAGCGACGCCGAUUGCAGGAGCGGAUGACACCCCACCGGCGGGCUACUGUGGGUCCGGGUACCCGGAGGCACCGUGUUUCCUACGAUGAUGGGUUUUACCGAUGGGAGUAA
Messenger RNA from Colletotrichum phormii, 1017 nucleotides. RefSeq lists its product as uncharacterized. The transcript has a single exon. The record is from RefSeq and is a predicted model, not a curated record. The coding region runs from base 1 to 1017 and encodes 338 amino acids. Lineage: Eukaryota; Fungi; Ascomycota; Sordariomycetes; Glomerellales; Glomerellaceae.